This is a messenger RNA of Drosophila santomea, 1764 nucleotides long. It is a transcript of the gene GstD11, whose product is annotated as glutathione S-transferase D7. The record is from RefSeq and is a predicted model, not a curated record. The transcript is spliced from 4 exons. Gene Ontology annotation, molecular function: glutathione transferase activity. Lineage: Eukaryota; Metazoa; Arthropoda; Insecta; Diptera; Drosophilidae. Gene Ontology annotation, biological process: glutathione metabolic process. The coding region runs from base 982 to 1713 and encodes 243 amino acids.
CAUUUUAGUCCUUAUUUUGCAAUUAAUGUUACAAUUCUCAGGAAUCCAACAGAUCCCUUUUCUUUUCUAAUCCCUCACACAAAGCAAUUUUCCAUACCUUACCUGAUUGUAAGGGUUCAGGUAGAAGAUGCCCGGGCCGUGGGACCCCGUCACCUGAAACAUUUAUGUCCUGGCUAAUUACCACUGUGCCGGCCAUGUCCUUGAGUGGCCCUAAGAAAUGUCAAGCACGCGAUGAAGUCGUGACUGUCGAAAAAUGUUUGAUGCAAACACGUCGAGUUUCAAGUGAAGCCAAUCAAAGCCCCCCACCAGUGAACUUAAUCAGGUGCUCUGAAUUGGAAAAUCUGUUGGCAAUCAAUAAAAGCCGAAGCAUAGCUUGGCACAUAAUGUAGACGUAUAAUUUUAGACACGAAUGUGAGCAUUUUGGCCGAGUUUUCGGGAACGUCAACGCCAACGCCCCCACCCCCACCCCCGCCACCAUAUCCUUUUCGACCAGGUGAACACUCGGGCGGACUGUCGUCCAUGGCAACGUUCGUUAUGAAAACUAAACGAAAACAAAUGCGCCCAAAGACAGCGCCAACAACGCUGGCGAGACAACAUGCUCUGAAAAUUGGAAAAGUCAGACAGCGGAUACGGCGGUGAGCAGCGUCGUCGGCAAGUUGGGACAGCUGAGGCAGAUUCAAUCACCAGAUAGAAUCCCACGCACCAGACACCGGAGCAUCAGCAUCAGUAUCAGUAUCAGUCUCAGUCCAAGUCCUUUGCAGAGUCCUUGUUAGUCCUGCAGCAAACCAGCUCCGGCAAACGCGGACGCGGCGACACUCGACGGCAUACUGGGGAACUGCAUCGACAUCGACUCGGUGGCCGUGGUGCAGCACAAGCUGGUGCACAGAAUUGUACGAAUAAAAUCGAUGCAUUGAUUAUUUGGCGCUGACCGCCAAGAACCAAGUUUUUUGUGGCCGAAACCUCGCAUUCCAGUUCCGGCCAAUGUCCGACACGAAGCGUAUUGUAACCGAAUUCGUGUAUUGCCUGCUCCUCAGAGGUGGCAAGAUGUCGCCGCCCGUGCUGUACUACCUGCCGCCCAGUCCGCCCUGCCGCAGCAUCCUGCUGCUGGCCAAGAUGCUCGACAUCGACUUCGAACUGAAGAUCGUCAACAUUCUGGAGGGGGAACAGCUGAAGCCGGACUUUGUGGCUAUGAACCCGCAGCACUGUGUGCCGACCAUGAACGACGAGGGUCUGGUUUUGUGGGAAAGUAGGGCCAUACUCUCCUACCUGGUGGCUGCUUACGGCAAGAGUGACGAACUAUAUCCCACGGACAUAAGAGUGAGGGCUUUGGUGGACCAACGCCUCCAUUUCGAUCUUGGCACCCUCUACAUGCGACUCACGGAAUACUAUUUCCCCACAAUGUUUAUUGGAGCCCCCUUGGACGAAGGAAAGCGAGCCAAAUUGGCGGAGGCUGUGGGCUGGCUUAAUUCGAUCUUGGAGGGCAGACAGUUUUCCGCCGCCGAUCACUUCACCAUCGCGGAUCUCACACUAUUGGUGACCGUUUCCCAGCUGGAGGCCUUCGAGUUUGAACUUCGACCCUAUAAACAUAUCCGCCAAUGGCUCGAUCGCUGCAGGGAUCACAUGGCGCCGUUCGACUACGAGGAGCUGAAUACCAACAAGGCCAACAUGCUGGCCGAUAUGUUCAAGGCCAAGAUGAACCAAUCUGCGGGCUAGCAGUUCUUUAAAUCCGCGUUAUAGUAGCGAACGAAUAAUUCCUAUAUAGUA